Molecule: messenger RNA, 3051 nt
Organism: Glarea lozoyensis ATCC 20868
Lineage: Eukaryota; Fungi; Ascomycota; Leotiomycetes; Helotiales; Helotiaceae
Product: SH3-domain-containing protein
Exons: 11
Coding region: 1-3051 (1016 amino acids)
Biological process (GO): transmembrane transport; metal ion transport
Cellular component (GO): membrane
Molecular function (GO): protein binding; metal ion transmembrane transporter activity
Source: RefSeq, a predicted model, not a curated record
AUGAAGUCUCGUGAUUCGGCCCCGGCGGAGGCAUCAGGCAGUGCUGGAAUUAAAUCUGCAGCAGCUGUAACAUCGGCUGGCGGAGUUCUAUCUGAGGCUACCGGAAGCCCAAAUACGGGUGUUGAAGGUCGUUUCGACCCCAUAGAGCAAGUAGGAGCUGAGACUCUGCGAUAUUCGCGACCAGACGACGUGACGGCGAAGUUUGAGUCCAAAAUUCAAGCAUCAAUUGUAUACCUACACGAGCUUUCGCAGCCAAAGGAAUACUACAUAGUGCGUGGAAAACCUUCUAUCACACAGUUAUUGUCGGACCCCGGCCCAGCUGGAUAUAUGAAAAAUUUGCCAGAGUAUAAGGCUCUUCCCGGAGAUCCAAAUCCAGAUCUUGUAUGGAUCCAUUUACCAGCAAAUAAUAUGUCCUGGGUAGAGAAACUAGUCACAACGCGAUAUGGGGAACUCCUCAAAGAUUCCGCGGUGGAUGACAACUCUGAUAAAGCAAACAAAGAUGCAGUCGGUAAAGGCAAAGAUGUAGUCGGUAAAGGCAAAGAUGUAGUCGGUAAAGGCAAAGAUGCAGUCGGUAAAGGCAAAGAUGCAGUCGGUAAAGGCAAAAAUGCAGUUGGCAAAGAUGCAGUUGGCAAAGAUGCAGUCGGCCAAUUGUUUUUACUUUCUCCUGAAGUUUGGACACAACGACAACAUAAUGGCAGUUUCACUCAGCCAUCAAAGCAAGAGAGGUUCCUGCAACCACUAUACUCUAGGAUAUCAACACUAGAGUCCAGCAUCCCGAGUGCGAGGGACAUCUACACAGAGUCAGAUUCAAAACCUAACUCGGUACUUUUUAUGCCAUAUAUCCAUUGGGAAUACAUCGAUAGGUAUGUCCUCAGAAACAAAUGCCUCGAUUGGAUGUGCAGAAAGGAACCCCAACAGAUUUCUGACCACAACAAUCCGAAGCCUAAGCUUAAGCUUAAACGCGCUAUGGCUGAUGAGACUGCUACUAAUUCUUGGACCCCGGAACAAGCAAACAAGGAAUUGCUAGAUUUAAGUGAGAAAAUAGAUAUCGAUUCCAAGCUUCUCUUAGCAUAUGUCCAUGAAGACUCACCAUUACACGUCCGCCGCACCUUGGAUCAGUCAUUCUACUAUACGCUUGCAGACGAAGAGAUUCGUACCCGAGAUUUGGAUCAGGUUUUGUAUCGCUACACUAACGAAUACCUUCAUAUGACAGCUCCUCGUAUCCUAAUGGUAGAUCAACUUUGGCUUUGGAUAAUUGAUGGAUCUGAAAAGUCUAAACAGCCAAGAACUGUUAUCACUGCAUUUCCUCAAAGUUGGGGGACUGUACCACCUGCCAUAGCAACAAGCCCAAACCAACCAUCCUCACCUCCCCCAGCGCCACCAAGUCAUGCCUCCCAUGCUACUACCAAUUUACCUGUAACAGAGCCCCGGCAGCUCGUGGAUCGUGCUCUAUACGACUUCACGGGUGAAGGCGACAACGAGAUCUCAUUUAGGAAAGAUGACACUCUCACGCUUGUCAAAAACGGCACCAAUGGCUGGUGUAUGAUAGACAACGGCAGGGGCAAAGGAUGGGCUCCUUCCUCGUACCUCAAUCUAAAAACACCUUCUCCCGGUGCUGCAACUGAAGUUCGAAAUGAAGAUUUGUUCACGACAGAUGAUAGGUCUCAAUUUUAUGACAGAAUAUUUUCUGCUCUUUUGCAACCUGAUGUGGAGAAGAGUUCGGCGGAUGAUGUUGUCAAUUUGAUUAUUGACAAGUGUUCUGGGCUCUUCCAUCCACGUCACGAUGAGAUUGACCACAUGCUUGACUAUCUUGAGGUCUUUGCCAUCGUCAUUGGAAAAGCAGCGAAUAGGCAGACAACGCUUCACAAUGCAUUAUGCACCCACUCAGAAAGACUGCAGAAACUCCAGGGACGUCUUCGUCAACUGUCUAGUGCAUCGCUCCGUGAAAGGUGGGGAAGGCAACUUGAACCGGCAACCCAAGGCGCAAACAUUCCAGUCGAGGUUGUUUCUCUUAAUCCGUCCCUUGCCGAGGAAUGGUCAAAGUUUCCCAAGUUAGCUGAUCCUGUGGUAGCGCGAGGAGAGGAGUUUCCAGAUAUAGCAGAACCUUUGAGCAAAGGAACUAUCCCUAAGAUUGAGCUUCUGAUCGAGCACGAGAUGAAUUACUUGGUCGAUAUCACAAAGGAAACUGAGCUCAUGAAAGAAACUAAGGAUAUUCUAGACGAAUUGAAUAUGAUCUCUUCCAUUUUCAAACAGCAAUUGAGGAUAGUAAAAGCCAUGGCAGAAAACAAAGCAGAUAGCAAAAAUCUUGAACAGCUUCCUUCCGAGCCGCUGGAUCCUUCUGGAACAGCCAAAGGGAGCCAGAUCCCGAAAGAACAAGACAAUCUUCAAGACGAUGCAAAGAACUCUGCUGUAAAGUAUACAAAACUACACCAGAAACUGAAAGGCAGAGAACAGGAUAUCGAAGAUCUGAAGACGGAAGGAACAAGGGUAUACAAAGCCAUUUGCGAUUUGUUGGAUCUCAAGCAAAAACAGGCCAGCGUUUCUGAAGCCUACUCAGCGCGUCAGGAGGCCAAAGAGUCUGCCCGACAAGGAAACAUAAUACUUGUGUUUACAAUCGUUACUAUCAUUUUUCUGCCCCUCUCAUUCAUUGCUGCCAUAUUCAGCAUGAAUGCUAAGGAAAUCAAUGACUUCGCAGGUCGAACAGUCAGAGGUGUAUUAGUGGUUAUGCUUCCAUUCACGGUCGGCACACUGAUAUUUUCCCUAAUACUCGCCUAUUAUAUAUCUAUCAAAUGGUUCCUCAUUGGCCUCUUCACAUGGGCGCGACACCGACACAAUCAGGCACUCAAAACUGCAGCCACGCCAUCCGCAGCCGAAUCUCCAGCUCAAAAAGCCCCCGACCAGGGAACGACGUCGAGUUCAGGAACAAGCGCCGAGGCAGGUGGUGGUGCUCCCACGGAAGCAAGGAGACGAGCUGGUUUUUCAUGGCCUCUUAAACAUAAGAAGAAGACGGAUGAUCAGCCUCCAGGACAGGCAGGAUGGGAGACUGUUUGA